Messenger RNA from Danio aesculapii, 322 nucleotides. RefSeq names its product trypsin inhibitor ClTI-1-like. The record is from RefSeq and is a predicted model, not a curated record. Gene Ontology annotation, molecular function: serine-type endopeptidase inhibitor activity; protein binding. Lineage: Eukaryota; Metazoa; Chordata; Actinopteri; Cypriniformes; Danionidae. Bases 55 to 279 code for a protein of 74 amino acids. The transcript is spliced from 4 exons.
CAUCGCAUGUGAAAGUGAUUAAUUACAUUGUCUCGUCACCGUAAACAAAAAACGAUGCUGGCGCAGAUUGUUCUUGUGCUUUGUUUGGCUGCCAUGGCAAGAGCAGCUGAUGAUUGUCCUAUAGUGCCAAAUUGCGCUGAAUACCAUGUCAUGUGCCCCCGGAACUAUGAGCCUGUGUGUGGUACCGACGGAAAAACAUACUCAAAUGAGUGCAUGCUGUGCAUGAAAACUUUGGAGAAAAAGGACAUCAUAUUAAUUUCCAAAUUAAGUAAAUGCUGAGCCAGAUCCACUCACUUUAUUCUGGAUGGGGCAUAAAGACUGG